Molecule: messenger RNA, 324 nt
Organism: Clunio marinus
Lineage: Eukaryota; Metazoa; Arthropoda; Insecta; Diptera; Chironomidae
Source: the annotation of a GenBank genome assembly
AUGGUUCACAUAAUAUUAUUAAUUCAAUAUGCUGGCAGUGCGAGAACAAAAUCAUGGGCUGAAUUUAAAUGUAGUCGUGAUUGUGUCAAAUAUAUUUGUACGAUGUAUGAGGAAAACUUAAAAAAAGCAAAUUCACAUUUGCCUCAAAUAACUUACGACAUUUCUGAUCUUUAUAAUUAUAUUGAUGACCUUAAAGACAUGAGUUGCAUGAUAAGUCGUGACGAUAGUGACGAAUAUAUCGCAUACGAUAAAGGAUGGCUUAAAAUGAAAAUAUUCUUCGUAUUACGUAAUGAAGUAAAUGUUGAAGAAGAGUUCAUUGAUUAA